This is a messenger RNA of Yamadazyma tenuis ATCC 10573, 570 nucleotides long. RefSeq lists its product as uncharacterized. NCBI's taxonomy places the organism in Eukaryota, Fungi, Ascomycota, Pichiomycetes, Serinales, Debaryomycetaceae. The record is from RefSeq and is a predicted model, not a curated record.
AUGCUCUUUUUACCAUUCAUGUGUACACUAGGAGUAAUUAGCGGUAUUGUGCUUCCUCGUGUGGAGACUUACAGUGACUCUAGUUCUGUAAGUUAUCCACUUGACUACGGCUUGAAUAUUAUCAAGGGGAACGAAGAUAUCAACAUCAGUAUCAUCAAGAGAGACUAUUCUCAGGAUGAGGCAGAUUUAUUCAAGAAGCUCUUUUUUAAGAACCAGAUCCACGCCUUUACGUUCAGCGGAGAGGGAGAUAUCCAGGACGAAGCCUGCUACGAUGACCGAUUGCCGGUAAACAUCAUCAUCCAUAAAGGAGACAAAACCACAGAGGCAGAGAAGGACUUUGUGGAUAAGUUAAGAAAAGUCAAAAAUGUCAUGGAAAUGCCUUCCACCGACUAUGGGAUUGUUGACGAAGACCUGCUCUUCAAGUUUGACACUGAUACCACCACUGAAGAAGAAGCCAUCCAGAUCCAAACCUUACAGAAGAAAAUGAUCAAGAACUCCGUGUAUGCUUUUUUGGAUAGACUCAACAACUUGGUUUAUGUGGUUAAUGGAACCACCUUAAACCAGGUUUAG